AUGGCGUACAGCGAGCAGAGCCACUCACAAUCUUCACCCAACCACCACCUCACCUCCAGUACACUGAGACCAUCUCUACUGAGAGACAGAGCAGUGGCUGUCUUGGAGAGGCGUGGCUCUACAUUCGGUGACCUCAGUCUCACCCAAUUCGACGACCCUCUCCUGACUGAACACGCCGUGUUCCUGGCUGUCGUAGACAUCCCCAGACACGUCUCAAUGGUAGAGUUCUCCACAGCAAAGCUGAUGAUUCACGUGUUCCAACUCCACGAGGAUGGACCAGCAGCUGAGGAACUGGACUCAAGCUGCGACACCUCAGCUGCCAGUCACUGGAUGCUACCUAACUUGGAAUUUCACGGAGUGUGGGAGAACCUGGUGUAUGAUACUGACAUCAAGGAGAAGACAGGUAAACAUUCUGUUGCAUUACUGCUUUUACUGUAUGUCAUCCUACUCCCAGAGGAGUGGACAGCAAUGUGGUUUCUUGCAAUAGAGUUAUUCUACUGCACUGGUCCUCCAGGGACAGGCAAGACGUCCCUGUGCAAAGCUCUAGCACAGAAACUGUGCAUCAGACUAUCUCCCAGGUAUGCAUACGGACAACUGGUUGAGAUCAACAGUCACAGUCUCUUCUCUAAAUGGUUCUCUGAGAGUGGUAAGCUGGUUCAGAAGAUGUUCCAGAGGAUUCAGGAGCUAAUUGAUGACUCUGAGUCUCUGGUCUGUGUCCUUAUUGAUGAGGUGGAGAGUCUGACCGCGGCCAGGCAGUCAGCCAUGUCUGGGAGCGAGCCAUCAGAUGCCAUUCGAGUGGUGAACGCUCUGCUGACUCAGCUGGACCAGGUCAAGAGAUAUCCCAAUGUCCUCAUCCUCACCACCUCCAAUGUCACUGGAGCCAUAGACCUGGCCUUUGUAGACAGAGCUGAUAUCAAGCAGUACAUUGGUCUGCCGUCAGCCUCUGCCAUCUUCAAGAUAUUCCACUCCUGCAUUCAGGAGCUCAUGAGAGCAGGAAUAAUUUCUCCGGUCCAGCAGAUCCUGGACCUGAGGUGUCUGGAGAUGAUGAGAUUGCUGGAAAACGAGGCCACCAGACUCAGCCUCAGACUCAGAGACAUUGCCAGGAAGAGUGUUGGUCUGAGUGGACGUACUCUCAGAAAGAUCCCUUUCCUUGCCCAUGCUCUGUACAUUCAAACCACUUCAGCUAGUCUGGAGAACUAUCUAUCAGCUCUAGAGAAAGCCGUGGCUGAGCAGUUCAGAGAGAGGAGAAAUCUCUCCAAGACUGACCCACCUAGUGCUGCUCAUUUUGAUACUUGUACAAAAUAAUCAUUAGUUUAACUAUGACACAAGACAGU
Molecule: messenger RNA, 1334 nt
Organism: Geodia barretti
Lineage: Eukaryota; Metazoa; Porifera; Demospongiae; Tetractinellida; Geodiidae
Source: the annotation of a GenBank genome assembly